Messenger RNA from Macadamia integrifolia, 411 nucleotides. RefSeq lists its product as uncharacterized. The coding region runs from base 1 to 411 and encodes 136 amino acids. The record is from RefSeq and is a predicted model, not a curated record. The transcript has a single exon. Lineage: Eukaryota; Viridiplantae; Streptophyta; Magnoliopsida; Proteales; Proteaceae.
AUGUCAGCCCUUUUACUCUUCUUUCUCUCUCUUGUUCCUCCCUAUCUAUCUCUGGUUUGUGCUCAUCAUGGGCUUGUCUAUGAGAACCCCAAAGCAUUCUCUCCAGCUGCUUAUGACUUCUUCCACCCAAAUAGCCAACAACCCAGUAAAAAUACUCACAGCCCUUCUCCUCUAUCAACAUUUUCUUCUGCUUCAUCAGCUGUUGCACAGUCGACAGAAGCACAUGAAAGCAACUUCCCGGACCCUAAGACUACGGCGGCGGCCGCCGGAAGCCGAGUGGGAGCUGGUGGGAUUGCUGGCAUUGUGUUUGGGUUUGCGCUGGUAGUGCUUCUAGCAAUGGGUGUUUACUAUGUAGUGAUCACUCGUAGAUCUAACAUCACUCGGGCUAACUCUGUUAGGCCUGAUGCUUGA